Molecule: messenger RNA, 2368 nt
Organism: Nicotiana attenuata
Lineage: Eukaryota; Viridiplantae; Streptophyta; Magnoliopsida; Solanales; Solanaceae
Exons: 11
Coding region: 50-1492 (480 amino acids)
Source: RefSeq, a predicted model, not a curated record
UCCAUCGCUCUGUCUCUCCACAUCCAUUUCCCUCCCCCGCAGUGUGAAAAUGGCGGUGUUAUGCAAUGCCAUCUCUGCGUGUUCUAUUACGCAUACUCUGAGAGUAACAUCAUCUAAAGUUGCAGUGUGUUCGAGCUCUCGAGUCUCAGUUCCUCAGCUUCAUCUUUCCGAUUCUCCCUUUGUCCCCGAGGUUAACAAGGCAGUUGAUUCUUUGUCAAAAGAGUUCAGAGAAGUUGACAAUUUAGUGGCUCGCAAUACUGCCCGAGUUUUGAGAGCUUUCCAAAGGGUCAGGGUUGGGUCUCAUCACUUUGGUGGUAGCACGGGCUAUGGUCAUGAAGAAGCUGGUGGACGUGAAGCUUUGGACGAGGCUUUUGCAGAAAUUUUUGGUGCUGAGUCUGCAAUUGUUCGAGCACAGUUCUUCUCAGGUACUCAUGCUAUCACUUGUGCAUUAUUCGCUUUCUUAAGACCAGGGGAUGAGCUGUUGGCGGUGGCUGGUGCACCUUAUGAUACUUUGGAGGAAGUUAUUGGAAAAAGGGAUUCUGGUGGAUUGGGUUCCUUAAAAGACUUUGGAGUAGAAUACCGGGAAGUCCCCGUGAGUUGCAUUUAUAUGUUCGAUAUUAGCUCCACAUGGUUUAACUUUUCCGAAUUUAAGAAUUUCCAACUUUGUUUGGACGUUUCGCAGCUUGCAGAGGAUGGCGGGCUUGACUGGGAUGCACUUAAAACAUCUUUAAGACCUCAUACGAAGUGUGCACUCAUACAGAGAUCAUGUGGCUAUUCCUGGCGUCGCAGUUUGAGUGUAACUGAGAUAGGUCAGGCCAUCAAUAUAAUCAAGAUGCAAAACCCAAGCUGCCUGGUCAUGGUAGAUAACUGCUAUGGUGAAUUUGUUGACGACAUCGAACCUCCUAUGGUGGGUGCUGACCUAAUUGCGGGCAGUUUAAUAAAAAAUCCUGGUGGGACAAUUGCACCAUGCGGUGGAUAUGUUGCAGGAAGAAAAAGAUGGGUGGAAGCAGCAGCUGCCCGUCUCUCGGCUCCAGGACUUGGAGUUGAUUGUGGCUCGACCCCUGGUGAUAUAAUGAGAACCUUCUUUCAGGGUUUAUACCUCUCACCUCAAAUGGUUGGUGAAGCAAUAAAGGGAAGCUUUCUGAUAGCUGAAGUCAUGGCAGCUAGAGGAUAUAAAGUGCAGCCACUUUCUCGGGUCAAGCGUCAUGACACAGUGCAGGCAGUACAACUUGGAAGCCGUGAGCGUCUACUUUCCUUUUGCGAGGCUGUUCAGAGAAGUUCUCCUGUCAGUUCUUUUAUCAGGCCUGUUGCAGGUGCUACUGCUGGCUAUGCAUCUGAGGUAAUUUUUGCUGAUGGAACCUUCAUCGAUGGAAGUACUAGCGAGCUCUCAUGUGAUGGGCCGCUAAGAGAGCCUUUCUCUGUUUUUUGUCAGGGUGGCACUCAUUGGACGCAGUGGGGACUAGUUUUGGGGGAGGUUUUGAAAUCUCUAUGAAACUUGGAAAGAUUGUGCAUUGGCGAAAUACCCUUAGGAAAACUUCUUUGUUUUCACCAAGUUCCUCAAAGUCUUAUCGACAUGAUGAAUUGUGGCCUAAAGAGAAUACAUCAAUUUUCUCUCAUUUAGAGGUAAUGAUAACAAUUUCCGAUUUGCACAGCGGAAAAGCCUUGGUCUGCCAAUGAUGAUAAUUACUGGUUUGGUCUUCUAUGAACUACGAAUAUGUGAAAGUCUGGAAAGAUAACUAUGAUCAUAUGUACCCCUUGACUAUGAUAUUUUCAUGGCUUCACUGAGUAUGAUUAUUCUAUUUGAAACAUUGCCUUUAAUGAUUGUCAGAUUAUGGACACAAUCACUUAUUCCUGUCUCACCCCAUCAGUCCAGAGAAUGAUAACAUGUGGUCCACAUUGUCUUAUCGUAUACAAGAUGCAAAGGAGGUGAAGUUGGUUGCUCCGCCAUGGAAAUUAGAACAAGAAAUCUGGCUUAAGCACUUGUUAGUCUCAGUAUUGAUGUUUUGGUCAAUACAAGUUGUUUCUCAGAAAAGGAAUGAAAAAAAUUGCAUGGAAUUUCAAAGGCACAGCCAUGUGUUUCAAAGAGGAAAAUGAGAGGGUAGGUUUCCCCUCUUUCGAUGUGCACCAGAAGAUAUGGUUAGAAAAUUCUGUAGAUUCCUGAAAGUAAUAAAUUAUAUUCCUCCUGACAAAACAUGCAUGAUUUACUAGGUGCUCAAAUACUUGCAAUUAUGGGUAAUCCUAAUAGGAUAAUGAGAAAUGAUUAGCAGAGCUAGGAGCACUGGUGUUGUUUAUCAUACUGUUAUAAUUUAAUUACUCUGUACCAUGUUUAUCUCAUUAUGCUUUCACGUGGCUGCUACUUUAAAGGUUU